Molecule: messenger RNA, 687 nt
Organism: Saccostrea cuccullata (small rock oyster)
Lineage: Eukaryota; Metazoa; Mollusca; Bivalvia; Ostreida; Ostreidae
Exons: 2
Coding region: 1-687 (228 amino acids)
Source: RefSeq, a predicted model, not a curated record
AUGUCUUCAACACCAACCUCAACGGAGGGGAAAAAUUCAUUAGGUAAUAGAGGCAAAGAGUUCCUUGUACUGUUCAUGGGGAAUUAUCCUUCUGUGUCUGGACCGGUAACCGUCUAUAUAACAACUGAAAAUAAUGCAAUGGUUAACAUUUCAAGUUCUCCAUUUUUGAAUGCAAACAUAAAGUCAAAGACAGAUAAGACAGUCUACUUUAACUCAAUGUCAAUAAUAUCUCUUCCUUUUACUCUAACAUGCGAGUACUUAACAGUUGAACCUAAAGCUGUUAUAGUACAGACUUCUGAGCCAUCCACUGUAACUAUUUUUGAUAGCUUUGGGGAAACUACUAACGAUGGGACGCUGAUUAUCCCAACUAAUAAACUCUCAACAAAAUAUCUCGUUUCUUCAACAAUGCCAGUGUUAAAUUCAGUUGAUUUUUAUAGCCAGUUCGCUAUAGGAGCUCUAUAUGACGAUACAAGUGUACAGAUUGAAUUGAAAAUUGGACAAAAUUCUUCAAUUCAUGUAUUUGGUGGAACAUACAAGGACGGGAUACUUUCUAGUAGUAUUAUCAAGACUGGAAACUUUACAGGUCAAUCAUACUACAGAUCUUACUGGAACUUUUAUUACAGCAACAAAACCACUAGCUGUAUUUUCAGGGAAACAAUGUCAAUUAUGGAAACCAAGCCGAUGUAG